UGGCCAGGACAGGACUUCCUUCCUGACAUGGUCCGGCAAAGGAAACAAAAACAUUGGGAGCUUUAAUAAACGGAGACUAUGCGCUUUCAGUGGGUAUAUAAACGCAGGAUCGUCGAUCAAAGAGACUUGAAACGCGGUUUGAAACUCUUAUAACGUCGUCAUCAUGGCUCUCGCGCCACACACAGCACGCGCGUUUGUCAUUUGUGUGUUUAUACUCCUGAAGCUGGAGGAAACGGUUCUCUCUCAGCGAGGAUACUGCACCGGGAAUACGUGCUUCGUACUUUACCAGGAGCAGAAGGACUUCCAAGGCGCGGAGAAAAGCUGCAAAGACUCGAGAGGACAGGUAUUUGUGCACGAGUCGGCAAACAAAACGAUACUGAGUAAAAUAUUACGCGGGCUAAGUGGUAGAGUUUGGCUGGAACAGUCCGGGAAGAAGAAGGAGGAAGCAGGUCGCAAAGACUGCUUUUCUUUGCCCGUUUUCAAGGGGCAGCUCAUGAGGUUGAAGACAGAAGCAUGCCAAUCAAAGCUUGUUGGAUUUUUGUGUCAGUAUACUUACAAAGACACGUGCAGAAGCUUUAACACAAAUGGAGGCACACAGGUGAACUACACCUCGCUCAUGGUUAUGGACGAGUCAGAGACAUUUCCUCCAGGAACUCUCGCUCUUGUUAUAACAGGGGGUGAAGUCCUGGAUUCAAGGCAUGUGUGUCACAAUAGUGACUGGUUAAAAGCUCCUUGGCAGUGUGACAUGUUAAAAGGCGGAUGUGACCACAGCUGUAAUUCUACCACACAUACCUGCACCUGUCCUGCAGGGCAAAGCCUCCAUGCUAACAAUAUAUCCUGCACUCAGAGGGCUGCGGAGGAGGAUAAAUGUGCAGAGCAGAACCUUUGCACAGGUGUGGGUGAAGAGUGUGUGACUACCCAGGAUGGGAUCAAGUGCAGGUGCAGACAUGGCUUCAUUAAGGAGAAUGGCGUGUGCUUGGACAAUUCAAUCUGUGACAAAUGUGAGCAAAUGUGUGAUAAAUUCAACGGGGUAUCCAAGUGUUACUGCAGGGAGGGGUUCAAGGUGACUGACAAAGACCCCACGAAGUGUGAGCAGCACUGCGCCAAGAGACAGUGUCUGGCUGAUUGCAUGCCAGACCACCCGCUGCAGUGUCACUGCCCUGAUGGUUUCAUUGUAGACACGGUCAACGGGACCCGCUACUGCACGGACAUCAACGAAUGCGAUGUCAAAGGUCAGUGUGAACACAAGUGUGUGAAUCAAUUUGGUCGAUACUUCUGUUUGUGUGACCCGGGGUUCAAGCUGAUCAAGGGGCGCAGAUGUGUUCCAGUCAAACCUGAGGUGGAGGAACCAGACUCCAGCACUCCAUACCCCACCAUUGCCGGCGCUCAUGCAGCCAUCAUGCCCUACUACAUCAAGACCGGCAGCGUCCUUGGUAUUACAGUGUUCAUGCUUGUGUUAACCAUGCUGUUAUACUUCCUGGUGCGAAAUAUGCUCAAACGCUGCGGGAAAUUUCAGCUGACCUCCAUCAAACAACAUGACAUUGAUAUUUUCUACCUACAGCAGGCGACCACAGACACAUAUAAGAUGCUACCUUAUGAAUGAUUCAGAGACACUUUGAGAUGAUGUGAUUAUACUGAUGCUGCUUUUUGGGCUUGUCUUUCCUUAGUGUUGGACUUUUCUAAGAAAUCCACAGGCAUAGUAGGUAGGAAAAUGUUCAUACUGUAGAUUUUAAAGCUGCAACCAGUCACAUAUUUGUAAAGGCCUAGUCAGUCUUAUUGAAGUGAAUGUGCAAUAAUCAAAAUGUGUUCGAGAAAAAAAGACUCACUUUUUAUAACUUCCAUUCACUUGACUGGAAUUGAGGGCUGAAAGCAAAAAGUGUAGGACAGAAGCAGCUAACAUUGACAACUAUGUGAAGCUGCAGCAUUUAAUUCUCUAUCUUUUAUAAAAAGACACAUUUUUACAUCAACUGAAAAAUGAUGAAAAACUGAUAUAUUAAUUUAAGUUUCUGUUUGUUUGUUGUUUGGACAACAUUUGAGUCACUAUAAGAACAAAAGUCCCAGCCAGCACUUAGCUUUGAUGUUUACAUGUAAAAUUAAUAUUAAUUCAAAACACUCAUUUUAAUGCACUGUCGAUACUUUUAUGGAUUUAAAAUACACUGAUGAAAAUACUGACUUACCUUACAAUCAUAGUGGGGAAAUAUGAUGGAUGUUGAACAUACAGCAGGCCAGUACUAACACUUUAGUCACCUUUAAGUCUCUGUGGUAAAAACAGUUUUUGUAGUUUUUGUCUCCAAAUAUCUAUUUUAGCUGGUCUUAGUCUAUUCUUCCUUUUGGUAAAAAUGUAGUUAUUGCAAAAAAAAGUAAUUGUUUUGUACGGAGAAUAACAAGGGCCAAAAGCUAAAAUGCUGAGAAUUAAAUUGAAAUUUUGAGAAAAAGUUGAAAUACAGUUAGAAUAAAGUCAAACCUUCAAUAAUAAAAUCAAAGCUUUGAGAAUAAAGCUAAAAUAUUGUUUCAAGAUUAAAGUCAAAAUGUUAAGAAUAAAGUAAAAGUUCGACAAAGUUGAAAUUUUGAGAAUAAGGUUGAAAAACAGUUUUAAGAACAAAGUUAAAAUGUUGAGAAUAAAGUAAAAAUUCUGACAAUUAAGUCAAAACUUUGAGAACAAAGUUGAAAUACAGUUUUAAGAUUGAAGUCAAAAUGUCGGGAAUAAAGUUCAAAUGCAGUUUCAAGAUUAAAGUCAAGAUGUCUAGAAUAACAAUUAAAUCCAGUUUCAAGAAAAAAAGUCAAAAUGUCAAGAAUAAAGUCAAAGUUUAGAGGAUUCAAUUUAAAUAUACUUUCAAGAAAAAUGUCAACAUGUCAAGAAUAAAAUUUAAAAACAGUUUCAAGCUCUAAGUCAAAAUGUCCAGAAUAAAGUCAAAAUGUUGAGACUAAAAUUUAAAUUAAGUUUCAAAAUCAACAUUAAAUUGAUAGCAAACUCAAAAUUUGUAGAAGAAAGUCAAAAUAGUUUCAAGAUGAAAGUCAAAAUAAUGACAAUAAAGUCAGAAUGUCGAGAAUAAAGUUGAAAUACAUGUUUAAGCAAAAAUUCAAAAUUUUGAUAAUCAAUUAGAACCUUAUUAAAAUAUAACAAACAGCAGAUCUCAGACAGUCACUCUGAGUUUAUGAGCUAAAAAAAGAAUCUCUGUUGUUAAUCCAUUUAUGAAGUAUGGUUUCAUGUGUUCAUCAAUACAAGGCUUUCAGUUACGGUCUAAUAAGAUUUGGCGUUAUUUUUAAGAUAUUAACUUUUUUUCUCAAAAUUGUAGUUUACAUUUUUUUUAUAUUGACUUUAUUCUUGAUUCUUUGACUUGUAUCUUAAACUGUUAUACCAUUAUUAUACCACCGCUUUAUUUUUUCCUCACCUCUGACCUUAACCCUCUUACAUAGUUUUGACUAAAAGUAAAAACUAAAAUCUAAGGACUUUAAAAUUAACUGAAACUAGACCCAAGCUAUAAAGGCUAAGAAUUACUCAAAUAAUAAAAAGCUAAAAAGCAUUUUAAUCUGAAAGGUCACAUAUUUUACCCUUUUAAGACAAGUUUAUAUUGGUCUCAGAGGUCACCAAAGCAUGCCUGUGAAGUUUGUUGCUGAAAAAAA
Molecule: messenger RNA, 3624 nt
Organism: Cheilinus undulatus (humphead wrasse)
Lineage: Eukaryota; Metazoa; Chordata; Actinopteri; Labriformes; Labridae
Product: thrombomodulin-like
Exons: 1
Coding region: 164-1603 (479 amino acids)
Cellular component (GO): membrane
Molecular function (GO): calcium ion binding; transmembrane signaling receptor activity
Source: RefSeq, a predicted model, not a curated record